Molecule: messenger RNA, 530 nt
Organism: Ornithodoros turicata
Lineage: Eukaryota; Metazoa; Arthropoda; Arachnida; Ixodida; Argasidae
Exons: 4
Coding region: 150-476 (108 amino acids)
Source: RefSeq, a predicted model, not a curated record
UUAAUCGUACCCAAUCAAGCAUCAGCUACGCACUCUUUAAUAUAAGAAAAAUAAGUUACGCCCACAUACUGCUCAAUAUAAUAGAGCAACCGACCCCGCAUCGGCAAAGGCAUCGUAAAGCCAUACAAGUACGUCCGCAUCCCAUCAAGAUGAAGUUGUGCGUGGUUGUCUUCGUUCUUGCCACUCUACUAUCGGUUGCCUUCUCCGAAUGCCCGGGAGAGCUGAAAUUCCUUGCGAUUAUGGGAUGUGCGCUCGAAGCGAAGGAAGAUCCUAAGCUCCAAGCCGCCUUCGGGGACAAGGAUUUAUCAAACCCUGCUUUCGUUAAGGCAACAUGCUGUGCGCGGGACGCAAUAGAGACGUGCAUGCGGUCCGCCCUGGAGGGUGAAUGCGCACCCUAUGCUGAUGAAUUGGUCGACAGUUUCAACUCCGAGCUGAAGAAAGAAUUUGGCGACCUGUCCUGCGACUUGGAAUGCUAAGAAGCAAACCGCACGGAUAGUAACACGGUGCAUGAAAUAAAUUGCUGCACUUGA